Morus notabilis is the source of this 1678-nucleotide messenger RNA. Its product is annotated as cytochrome P450 704C1. The transcript is spliced from 5 exons. The record is from RefSeq and is a predicted model, not a curated record. NCBI's taxonomy places the organism in Eukaryota, Viridiplantae, Streptophyta, Magnoliopsida, Rosales, Moraceae. Gene Ontology annotation, molecular function: iron ion binding; oxidoreductase activity, acting on paired donors, with incorporation or reduction of molecular oxygen; monooxygenase activity. Bases 40 to 1578 code for a protein of 512 amino acids.
UUCUCUUCUUCGCCUUUCUCUCAUCAAAUUUCAAUCAAAAUGGACAUUCUAAACACCAUCAUCAUCCUCUUCUCAACUCUAUUAAUCCCUCUCCUCCUAAUUUUGUCCUUCGUAGCCCUAAAAAUCUUCGUCGGCAAAUCCAUAAACAACCCUCAGUACCCUCCUGUGAAAGGCACCGUUUUCAGCCUUCUCAUCCACAUCAAAGACCUCUACGACUACCACGCCGCCAUCGCCGCCGAGCACUCGACUUACCGGAUCCUUGCACCGGCGCAGAGCUACAUCUACACAACGGAGCCGAGGAACAUCGAGCACUUCCUCAAGACCAGCUUCAACAAGUACUCUAAAGGCGAGAGCAGCCGCGAGAACAUGGCGGAUUUGUUCGGCCGGGGGAUUUUAUUGGCCGACGGAGAGGAGUGGAAGCAUCAAAGGAAGCUCGCCAGCUCCGAGUUUUCGACGAGAAUUCUCAGAGAUUUUGGCUGCUCUGUGUUUAGGAAGAACGCUGCCAAGUUGGUUCGAGUUGUUUCACAAUUUUCUGAUGUUGAAGGAAGAGUUUUUGACAUGCAAGGUUUGCUCAUGAGAUGCACUUUGGAUUCCAUAUUCAAAGUUGGGUUUGGGGUAGAAUUGAAUUGCUUGGAGGGUUCAAGUGAAGAAACGACUGAAUUCAUGAAGUCCUUUGAUGCUUUGAAUGCUUUGGUGUUGUGGCGCUUUUUGGACCCACUCUGGAAAUUGAAAAGGUUUCUACACAUCGGUUCUGAGGCCUUCUUGAGAAGGGAAGCUAAAAUCGUUGACGAUUUUGUGUACCAGCUUAUUUGGAAGAAGAGGCAAUUGCUUGCACUCAAAGGAGAUUCUAAUAAUGGCAAAGAAGACAUACUCUCAAGGUUUCUAAGGGAGAGUGAGAAGGAUCCAGAGAAAAUGAACGAUAAGUAUCUGAGAGAUAUAGUUCUGAAUUUCAUGAUUGCUGGCAAAGAUUCCACCGCAGGUACUCUCUCAUGGUUCUUCUACAUGUUGUGCAAGAACCCUCUUGUACAGGAAAAAGUUGCACAAGAAAUGAGAGAUGUUUUUGGCGACAGAUUUGAUAAUAGUAUAGAUGACUUCAUAGAGAAUAUAACUGAUGCAAAUCUUGAGCAAAUGCACUAUCUCCAUGCUGCACUCUCAGAGACUCUCAGGCUAUAUCCAGCUGUUCCUGUGGAUGGAAAAUGCGCAGAUGUAGAAGACACUCUUCCCGAUGGCUUUAGAGUAAAAAAAGGUGAUGAAGUGUUUUACGUCUCAUAUGCCAUGGGCAGAAUGCCUUACAUUUGGGGAGAAGAUGCAAAGGAUUUCAGGCCUGAAAGAUGGCUCAAUAAUGGAGUUUUUCAACCACAGUCACCAUUCAAAUUUGUAGCAUUUCAUGCUGGCCCUAGAAUUUGUUUGGGGAAGGACUUUGCUUAUCGGCAGAUGAAGAUUGUAUCAACUGCCCUCCUUCGGUUUUACCGCUUCAAAUUAGCUGAGGAAACAAAAGAUUUGACUUAUAAGACCCUGCUCACUCUUCACAUUGAUGGAGACCUCCCUCUUUGUGCAAUUUCGAGAACAAUCUUCUAAGUUGUUGGUUAAUAUGUGAAUCCAAAUAAGUGCCUCCACUUGAGCAAAAACAGAGUCUGCAAUGUAAAAGUAUCGGCUAUUAACUAAAUAAAAAAUAUUA